AUGAAUAAUUCAACAGUAGUACAAACAUCUUCAGAUUCAUCUUAUUAUUAUGUCGAAAUAACAGAGACAAUAUCUAAAAUUGUAUCACCGAUCAUUCUUAUAUUAUGUGGUAUCGGUAAUUCACUCUCAUUUUUUGUAUUAUUAACUCGACGUUUACGUAAACAAAAGACAACAUGUUAUUUAGCCGUAUUGUGUGUAGUUGAAGUUGGGACAUGUUUCACUGGACUUCUGAGACAAUUUCUUAUCGAUGCAUUCAAAAUUGAUAUUCGUGCGAUGGAUUCUUUUAUUACAAAUCCAUAUUAUCUAACAAUGUCAUGUCGUAUUCAUAUUUAUUUGACCUAUGUUUUUCUCCGACUAUCAUCUGUUCUCCUUGUAAUUGUCACAAUUCAACGAUAUUUAUAUGUGUCAAAAAAAUGUAUAUGUGUGCAGAAGCGUGUUUUUAUUCAACUAUUUUUAAUUAUUACUACCAUUUGUUUAUGUGAAUCACAUUUUUUCAUCUACUAUGAAUACACAUUAUCCGAUACACGACCUAAAUCUGAACAAAUAAUGGAAUGUACCGUAAAUAAAGAACUUUAUCCACAUUACUAUAAAUUUCGCAGUGAAUAUUACGGUAAAGUAUCGCUGUUUCUGUUUACAUUGCUACCAUUUAUCUCGAUGAUUAUAUUCAAUGGUUUACUCAUGCGUACUAUACAUCGCUCAACAAUUCGUAGUCAAGGUAAAAAAUCAUCAAAAAAACGAAAUAUUACUCGUAUGUUAUUAACCGUUAGUAUAUUCUAUACUGUUUUAACUUCGCCAGCAAGUGUUUAUACUGCACUUGCUCCACCAACAAUUCAGUUAUUACCAUGGUACUUUAUUCAUUGGACACUAUUGAGACUUCUUUUCUAUUUAUGUCAUUCGGUCAACUUUUUACUUUACUGUGUUAGUGGUUCAAUAUUUCGUCAGGAAUUUGUCGCAAUGAUUUGCUGUCGAUCAUCAUCACAACAUCGUCGUCAUACACAUCAACAGCUACCAAAAUUAACAUUUUCAAAUACAUUCGUACGCUGUUAUUCCUAUUCAAAACGAAAAAUAUUCGGUCAAGAACCAACGGAAUAUUUUGAUUAUCUAUCAAGAUCAAAACAUAAUAAUGAUGAAAACUGUCUGUAG
Molecule: messenger RNA, 1143 nt
Organism: Didymodactylos carnosus
Lineage: Eukaryota; Metazoa; Rotifera; Eurotatoria; Philodinida; Philodinidae
Source: the annotation of a GenBank genome assembly